GGGAUUAUUUAGUAGGUAAGAAUUAUAACCAAAAGGGUAAAUAAUAAUAACAAACGAAUUUUAUAGUCAAUCUGGCUCAAAAUACGCACAAAAUUUGAGAAAUCUUUCUUUUGUUAGUUUUGUAUAAUAUAAAAGGACAAAUUGUAUCAUGUUUAGGUUCAAGAAAGUGGAUCACCGUAGCGCCCACAACUAUCUGACGUGCCUUGCUCACAUAUGCCUUUCUGGCAUCUCCGGGUGGUGCCUGAGUAAAACACUUGUGCUGGAAGUUUAUCCCAUAGCCGUGGUCAUCUUUGGCUUCAUGUUAUUGCACGGUCUCAUCGGUGUAGUUCGCUUCGGACACCCACAUCUGGUUGUUUAUCUCCGUUCUGUCUAUAGUGUCACCUUCAGUGCUAGUCGCAUAAUUCCUGUAGCACUUGUAACCACUCAACUCUAUCAACGCGUUAAUAAUUCAAUAUGGGCCAUUAUUCAAAUUUCAUCUACCGGUAUUCCUAUACUGGAUAUCAUUUUCACUCCUGGGGGUCAUGACACAAUCAAAUUCCUCAUCCUCCUUGGAAAUAUCAUGUCUCUCAUGUACUUUGGGAUCAUGGCAGACAACUACUGGGCUCUAGGACUUGCAUUGCUCUGCAUCAUCAAUUGCUUUGUCAUAGACAAAUUAGCAGAAAAUUUCUCAGUACCACUUAUUGACCUUUUUACCGUCGGUCUCUGUUUCUUCAAUAUAUUCGUAUUUAAUGUACUCAUUGAGCUGAAAAUUGAUCAGGAAUAUGACUUCUAACAAUUCGUUUUUUCUCUUAUUUAGUCAAAAAAAAAUCACAUGUAAAUAUAAAAAUUUUUGUUCAAAAACUAAAAAAAGAAAAAGAAAAAAAAAUUGUAUAAAAUUGUUGCAUUUUUGGAAGUGAAUAUUUUUUAUAAUAAACCAUUUUAUGGACGUGUUUACUUGAAAAAAGAA
Molecule: messenger RNA, 946 nt
Organism: Lutzomyia longipalpis
Lineage: Eukaryota; Metazoa; Arthropoda; Insecta; Diptera; Psychodidae
Exons: 2
Coding region: 149-772 (207 amino acids)
Source: RefSeq, a predicted model, not a curated record